AUUUUUUUGACUAGUCACAUGAAUGUCAACAUUUUAUUGCUCAUAGUGGGUGAUUUGAUGAGGUCUCAAUUGAAGGAAGCAGAAUGGUUUAGAAGCAAGUACGUGCCAAGCAUAGAAGAGUAUGAGCAUAAUGGAAUCACAUCAAUGGCCUUGGGACCAAUUCUCUUCCCAGUGAUGUAUCUUGUUGGACCCAAGAUUUCACAAGAUAUCAUUAAAAGUGAUGAAUCGAACAACCUCUUUAAGGUUGUGAGUCUCUAUGGGCGAUACCUCAAUGAUGUCAAUGGCUACCAGAGGGAAAAAGAACAAGGGAAAUUUUUGAACUCAAUAAGCUUGAGGAUGAUUCAUGGAUGUGGGGAAGAAAGUGAAGAAGAGGUGAUAGAGAAGAUGAAGAGAAAGAUUGAGGAGAAGAGAAAGGAGCUGUUGAGAAUAGUGUUGAAGAAAGAAGGAAGCAUGCUUUCAAGAGAAGUGAGAGAUGUGUAUUGGAAAAUGUGCAGAUCACUUCACUUGAUUUACAAGAACGAAGACGUGAUUCAUGCAAAGGAGAUGCCUGAUGAGGUUCUCAACAUUAGAGACAUAGUUCUCAAUGAUCCCAUUAUUUUGGAUUCAUAGAUCACAUGGGAGGAUCUCUUUUGAGGAUGAAAUAGUUCAUUUUGAAUAAGCUUUCAUAACUUUGGACUUAGAUGUUUUUUAGUAUCUUUUUUUUAAUGGAAAAAGUUAUCCAUUUAGCUUGUGGCU
This is a messenger RNA of Prosopis cineraria, 735 nucleotides long. RefSeq names its product ent-13-epi-manoyl oxide synthase KSL2, chloroplastic-like. Gene Ontology annotation, cellular component: chloroplast. The record is from RefSeq and is a predicted model, not a curated record. Gene Ontology annotation, molecular function: terpene synthase activity; magnesium ion binding. Lineage: Eukaryota; Viridiplantae; Streptophyta; Magnoliopsida; Fabales; Fabaceae. The transcript has 2 exons. Bases 19 to 609 code for a protein of 196 amino acids. Gene Ontology annotation, biological process: gibberellin biosynthetic process.